Messenger RNA from Hypoxylon trugodes, 2197 nucleotides. Its product is annotated as mannitol 1-phosphate dehydrogenase. Lineage: Eukaryota; Fungi; Ascomycota; Sordariomycetes; Xylariales; Hypoxylaceae. Gene Ontology annotation, biological process: secondary metabolite biosynthetic process. The record is from RefSeq and is a predicted model, not a curated record. The transcript has a single exon. Bases 627 to 1973 code for a protein of 448 amino acids. Gene Ontology annotation, molecular function: FAD binding.
UUGCUUAGGACCUGCGGAACCACGGCACCCAUCGGAACCUCACUCCCGCUAGUUAUAGUGGAUGGGCGAACAAUUCCCGCGCCAAAACCUCUGCAAGGUGCUUUUAACAAUGCAUCCACGUAACACGAUCCAGCCCUCCAAGUUCACUUGCAGGCGAAGAAUGUCUCGUAGGGUAACCAAAAUCUGGGAAUGACACAACUCUUCGGUCGCACUUUCGGAUGGCUUUUUUUUCCAUCUACGGCAUGAUGCCCUUAAUCGAGGGGGCUCCGUGGUUGUUCCCGGUAUCUACCUAGGUAGACCGACCCUUCAGCUUAGGGAAGGAAUGCGUGUGUGAAGCCGAGAUCGUUCCGAGCCCUAAGUCUUCAGCAAGAUGUUUCGCUGGAUGACUUGUGAUGUCUUGAGGUCAUAAGAGAGUCGAGAAUUCUCGAAAUUCUGUUUCCCAUGUGGAUACUAUUAAUUGUCAUAUUUGCGCCCUUGGUUGAUCCUGGAAUGAGAUACUGACGCUAAAUUGCUAACCUCUCUUAUACCAUUUCUUGUCUAAUAUUUAGAGCGUGUUGGAAAAAUUCCAUUGUUACUCAAGCCUAAGAUUCUACUUGCAGGACACGAAGAGUUUAACGGGUCAGGCUAUGGAGUCACCAGUCCAGGCUCCUCCUAAAAUUGCAAUUCUGGGAGCUGGUAUCGCUGGCUUAGCAGUUGCCAUUGGCCUCAUUAAGCGCAAUGUGCCGGUUACCGUUUAUGAAGCAGCGGAUAGAUUCUCCGUUGUGGGAGCCGGCAUUGGUUUGGGCCCCAAUGCGAUGAAUGCCAUGGACUUAAUCAAUCCAAAUUUCCGAGAAAAAUACGAAAAAGUGAAGACGCGAAAUGAAAGGCCAGAGUUUGAGAACAGCAUCUUCGAUGCCCUAUAUGCUGAAGAUGACUUUGGCGCAAGGCGAGGAUGGACCCGUGGUCUCAUUGGGGCGCCUUAUUUUACGCGAAGUAGUGCUCACCGUAAGGAUCUGUUGGAUAUUAUGGAAAGUUUCAUUCCUGAGGGGACUGUCAGAUUUGGAAAACGAGCACAAUCAAUUGAGCAAGUAGAGAAUCAUGUUUUAGUCGGAUUCGAAGAUGGCACGACCGAGACCUUUGACGCAGUAAUUGGUUGCGAUGGCGUCAAAGGCAUUUCGCGCCGAGCUAUCUUGGGCGAUAUUGCGCCUGAAGAGGUUCAACCAGCAUUUUGUGGCAUGUACAUCUAUCGAGGCAUUAUCCCAAUGGAACAAGCGAAGGAAAUCCUAGGUGUUCAUGCCGGCGAUGCGAAGUUUUUCAUGGCAGAUGGAAAAGGAGUAGCCAUCUAUCCAAUAUCACAAGGAAGAGAGGAAAAUUUCGUGUUCUUUGUCUUGACACCUGACCCUUGGACACACGGCGACGUCGCGAUACCAUGCAAGAAGGAGGAUAUGAUUAAGGAUCUAGAAGGAUUUGAUUCCAGACUUUUAAAGCUCCUGGAUUAUGCCAGACCUCUCAGAUGGCCGACUUGGCAUCAUCCUAAAACCUCUACCUUCUAUAAGGGGCGAGUAUGUCUACUGGGCGACGUUGCACAUGCUUGUGCUCCUCACCAGGCCGCCGGAGCGGGUCAAGGACUGGAGGAUGCGGCUUUACUUUCUCAAUUAAUUGCUCUAGUCGAGACCCCCGACGAAUUUGAUGUCGCUUUUCAGGUUUAUGAUGCCGUGAGACGGCCCAGAGCACAGAGGGCAGUCCUCACUAGUUUUGAGGCGGGAUUGCUUUAUACGUGGCAACAUCCAGAAAUUGGGGGCGACAUGCAAAAGAUUGCUGAGAAUGCGAACCAGCGGCUGCAUUGGAUUUGGCAGUAUGACCUUGAAGCGGAUAUUAGAAAGGCUUCGGAAGAUUUCCGAAAGUUAGUAUUACAGAGACGGGACACGUCACGAGAUGGUAACACAACAAACCUCAACGAGCUAGGCUCGUUAGGCCGCAUAAAAUGUACGUAGGCCAGCUCCCAAGAGGAUAAAUAUAUUCAUUAUUUUAUAAAUCCAGUACCUACACCUCUUUAUAUAUUGUGUCUGUGUCUUGGUGUCCCGCACAUAGCGUCAUCCCUGAAAUAGAAAGUAUCUCGGGUCAACAAUACUAGGAAUAUGUUCGAUACUUCGCUUCUUAGUCGGUCGUCUCGAACGGCUUCUGAACCGCGUUAAAAUAGGGGCCCUCGUCAGUGUCU